Molecule: messenger RNA, 294 nt
Organism: Caenorhabditis briggsae
Lineage: Eukaryota; Metazoa; Nematoda; Chromadorea; Rhabditida; Rhabditidae
Exons: 2
Coding region: 1-294 (97 amino acids)
Source: RefSeq, a predicted model, not a curated record
AUGUCGAAGCUCGACAGAACGUGGCGGCGCCCGGGAGCUCUGCGAAAAGGGGCCGCCGAGACCACACACAAAAAAAGAACGACGAGAAAAAACACAGGAGGUGGGCUCGGGGCGCCCCCGGCUGGCCAUUGCCUGCGUCUCUUCGACCUAUACACUCUAUCGACCCCUUCUUUUCGUAUAGUUCGCGUUUCUUUUAUAACCAAUAGAGUGAGAGCUCGGGAAGAAGGGCUCGACUGCCGCGGUCGUCAGUUUUUUUUUCCGCCCAAUGCUCUCGCGACAUCUAAAAGCAUGUGA